This is a messenger RNA of Dromiciops gliroides (monito del monte), 2627 nucleotides long. It is a transcript of the gene VSIG2, whose product is annotated as V-set and immunoglobulin domain containing 2. Lineage: Eukaryota; Metazoa; Chordata; Mammalia; Microbiotheria; Microbiotheriidae. The transcript is spliced from 7 exons. The record is from RefSeq and is a predicted model, not a curated record. The coding region runs from base 1564 to 2553 and encodes 329 amino acids.
AUGCCGGUCUCAUCCUUAUAGAAUCUAUAGACUAUUAGAGCUCAAAGGGACCGUGGAAAUUUAACCCAGGCUCAUUUUAUAGAUCAGGAAAUAGGCCCAGAGAGGGGACAUGCCUACCCUAGGAUCACAUAGCUAGCUGGAGUCUGAGGCAGAAUAGAACCCAGGGUCUAAUAGAUUUCAGUCACAUACCUGUCCAUGGUAGUGGCACUAUCUCUUCCCUACCUCUUCCCUUUCAGCCUUCUUACUAUCCCAGAGUGGCAUCAGCCACCCCACAAAGAAAAAUAAUGACAUAAGCAAGGUGUGGAGGUGAUCUUGAUCACUUAUUAAUGUUCUUCAGCAAGAAGCAGAAAUUAAUAUUCCUUCUUCUAGAGAUCAUCAAAGAGGUUGGUAUUGUGCACACUAUUCCAAACUCCUGUUUCAAAUAGAACAGGAUGAGGAACCUAGUUCAAGUUCCCCUCAUCUUGUCUCUCUAGUCUUUCUUGGUCUGUGAUGCCCUACUCCAGUGUUAUUCAAUAAUAAUUUAAACAUUUGAGGCAAGAGGAAGAAUCAGCCAGGUCUGCACAGGAGUGGAAGUAGACCCCAUGGCUCCAGGAGACAUUCAGUAACCUGUCCUUUUUCUCCCCCUUGCUCCUUCCUUCUAUUCCUGCCUUUGUUUAUAGGGAAUGGCCCAGUCAGCCCUAGAGAUUCUGUUAGCUUUUUUCUCAAUGUCCCGGGUCCUGGUGGUCAUAGGAUCAUAGAUGUCCAGCUGGGAAGAAAGUUUUCAAAAGCUAACUAGUUUAACCAUCUCAUUUUAUAAAAGAGGAAUCUUAGGCCCAAGACCAUACAGAUCAUAAACAUCAAGAGACAGGAUUUGAAUCCAGAUCCCCUGACUCCAAAGACAAUACUUUUUGUAGUUCAUGGAAAUAUUUACCCUAAUUGCUUAUAUAUUUUGAAAAUGAGUCAGGAGGAGAAAGAAACUGUCCUUUAAGGCAGUAGGGGUCACUAGGGGGCUGGGGAGGACCCAAGUGACUUUCUCUGCAAUAAGAAUAGUGCCAAAGUGUCAUUAUGUCUAUCACACAUUAUGUCCACUAAGAUAGUAGUUCAAGAAUGGAAAAUGUUCAUUUGUGUAUUAAUUUGCAUGUAAUGGUACUAUUAUUUCUCAGUGUCAGAAUGAAUAGGAACCUCCUGGAUCUUUCCUCUGGUUUCAGCCCAUGCCCUCCUGCAAUGAAUCCCCCAAUUCCUAGCCCCUAACUGUUUUCUCAUUGUUUCUAGCCUCCAAUCCUUCACUCCUCAUUGUCCUUUACACCUAUUGUUCUAUGGCAUGAUUCCAACUGGAAAAACUUGAGAUUGGGCAUCGUUUUUGUGGACCCAGCCUGGCCUCAGGUUGAUCCCAAGUUUGUACUUCCCAAGGCUUUUCUGCUCUCCCCAAUACCUUUCUUUCCAGGUAAAGCACCAUUUCCUGAAGGCUCCCAAGGCCUCUCCCCCUUGUUUGUUCUUUGUUAGUCAGUCCCACUUACUUCUGGGUACAGUUCUCCUGGUAUUCUCCUCCCACAAAGACUACACAGAGGACAGCCCAAGGCAGCCAUGGCUUGGCUCCCUGAAUUCCUAGUGUUUUGGACAAUGCUGACCCUCAUCUACCUGAUCGCCCCAGGAUGCCCUGUGGAAGUGAAAGUACCAAUUGAACCCCUGAGCAAACCUGCUGGUGAAGCUGCAGAGCUGACUUGUAGCUAUUACACAUCGGUGGGAGAAAACUUUGCACUGGAAUGGAGUUUUGUCCAGCCUGGUAAUCCCAUCUCUUCAGCUGAGACUAUCCUCUAUUUCACAAAUAAGGAGCUAUAUCUGACGGGUCCCCAGGCAAAGAGGGCUACUCUGCUGCAGAAUCCCCCCACAGGAGGGGUAGCAACACUCCGACUGACAGAUAUUCGAUCUUCAGACACUGGAACCUACCUCUGCCAGGUCAACAAUCCACCAGACUUCAAGUAUAAUGGCCUGGGGCUGGUCAAUCUCACGGUGCUGGUACCCCCAACAAAGCCCACAUGUGGACAGAGUGGGCAGAUCUCAGUAGGAGGGGGUGCUGCAUUGAGCUGCAGUUCUUCAGGGGGUGCCCCCCGUCCUGUUUACACCUGGGUUCGGUUGGGGUCUGCUCCUACACCAGCUCCUGGCAGCAUGGUACAAGAUGAAGUCUCUGGUCGGCUCAUCCUCACCAACCUUUCUCUCACUUCCUCUGGAGUCUAUCGGUGUGUGGCUGCCAAUCAGUUAGGCAGUUCUUUCUGUGAACUGACCCUUGCAGUGGCUGACCCUUCCAAAGGUCGGGUUGCAGGGGCCGUAAUAGGUGUCCUCCUGGGCUUGCUGUUCUUGGUGGUAGGUGUAUUUUGCCUACUGAAGUUCCAGAAGCAGAGGAGUAAGAAGCCAAAGGAGAUGUAUGGGGGCAAUGACCUUAGAGAGGAUGCCAUGGCCCCAGGGGUUUAUGACUCACCUCCCCAAAGAGGCAAUUCAGAUGUUGUGCUACUGGAGAGGUCCCCUUCUGCCAGCACUGUGACCACCACCAAAUCCAAACUCCCUAUGGUUGUUUGACAACCUUACAUGCUCUACUGCUUCUAUCCCCAGGGACUUGGACUUAUAAUUAAAAUCCUAGUUUUCAGGAACUA